GGCGUGGGCGUGGCUUGCUGGGAGAAGGAGGCGUGUGCGCUGCGGCCCCGCUCCCUCGCCAGGUUUCCCAGCGGCGUUGCUCCAUUGGGGGAAUCGGUGCGCACGCGCGGUGUUGCCCCAACAGGUGGGAUUUGUUGGCGAUGGAAGCCUUCGUGCACUUCUCCAACCAGACGCGGGGUCGGGAGCGGCUCUUUCGUGCAACUCAGUAUACGUGCAUGCUGCUUAGCUAUGUGUUAGAGAAUAAGAGUGGCAGAGAGGAGGUGGUAAUGAAGCUCAAACACCUGGAGUCUAGCAUGAGCUCUGGCCGCAAGUUGUUCAGGCUCGGCAACAUGGUGCAUGCCAUCGUGGUCGCCCGACAGUCCAACCAGUUGCCAGAGCUGGUCCCCCGCUUCUGCCUGACAGUCUCCAACCUGAACCGGGCCCUGUAUUUUGUCUGUGACAUGAUCCUAUGGGUGAGGAGUGUGGGACUCUUCUCAAACAUUGACAAGAAGAAAUGGAGCAAGCGGGCCACCAAAUGCUAUUACUACUCCCUGGUGAUGAACCUGGCUGAGGAUUUCUAUGAGCUCUGCUGUUGUAUGGAGCAGACAGCAAAGACAGAGAAGGCCCAGAAGGACUUGCCUCCUUAUAGCCAGCGAAUCUGGAGUUUUGUUUCCCUUCUCACAGGGGGGCUGCAGCCUUUUCUUCUCCUCCUCUGUCUCACCUUGAGGAGGCAUCCUCCUCUCUUACUUGACACGCUGAAGAACCUUUGUGAUCUCUCAAGCCCAUUGGAUCGGCUGGGAAUCUACAAGACCAACCCAGGAGUCAUCGGGCUUUGUGGUGUUAUCUCCUCACUGGUUGGGAUCCUGACAAUUGCCAGUCCAAGCCUGAGGCUGAAACACUCUCAGGAGUUUCCCUGAUAGUUUUCUAUUUUCUCCCACCCCCCUUCUUUUCCAGUGUGGCCCUUUGUAUAUAAACAAUGGAGCUUGUUCUUUGAAGCUA
This is a messenger RNA of Heteronotia binoei (common prickly gecko), 978 nucleotides long. It is a transcript of the gene PEX11A, whose product is annotated as peroxisomal biogenesis factor 11 alpha. Gene Ontology annotation, cellular component: peroxisomal membrane. The record is from RefSeq and is a predicted model, not a curated record. Lineage: Eukaryota; Metazoa; Chordata; Lepidosauria; Squamata; Gekkonidae. Gene Ontology annotation, biological process: regulation of peroxisome size; peroxisome fission. The coding region runs from base 141 to 896 and encodes 251 amino acids. The transcript is spliced from 3 exons.